This is a messenger RNA of Mercurialis annua (annual mercury), 1836 nucleotides long. RefSeq lists its product as uncharacterized. The record is from RefSeq and is a predicted model, not a curated record. Bases 156 to 1436 code for a protein of 426 amino acids. The transcript is spliced from 14 exons. NCBI's taxonomy places the organism in Eukaryota, Viridiplantae, Streptophyta, Magnoliopsida, Malpighiales, Euphorbiaceae.
ACAGUGGAAACCGUCAUCAACAUGAAGGAGAGAAGCGCGGGCAAAGUUUCAUAUUUUUGCGGUUUACAUAUUUUCUCUGCUUCAUUUCUCUGUUAUUAUUUGUAAUCCAAUUCCUCAAAAUCAAAGCCCUAGAAGAAUCAAUUACCCAAUCAGAAAUGGGCAACAUAAUGACAAUGAUGAACAAGGAGCCACCGCCUCCGAUGGUUCUUGUCCCGCCCCUUUUCGAUUUUCCGCCCCUCGCCGCCCGCACCAGGAUGCUGGAGUCUUCGUAUAAUAUAUUAUUUGGGAAGCUAGCACUGAGAAGUUUGUUUGAGGAUUAUUUUGAAGAAGCAAGACAUUUUAGCACCAGAAUUAUGUUGAAACCAAUUGAUGAUCCUCAUGUCGAUCUCAUUGCUACUGUAUCAGGUCCAUUAGAUCAUAAUCCGGAUGAAAAUAUUAUAGGAAAUGCUUUGUUUCGCUGGCAAAGUGGUUUGGAUGAUCCUCAUACAUUUAUGGAUUUAUUCGUGUCAACCUUGGAUCCGGUUUUUCAAGUGCGCUCUUCUGCUUAUUAUCCUCGUUAUGGUGUUGGAGCAUUUGGCAUUUUCCCACUCAUUUUGAAAAAUCGAAUAGCUUCUAAUGAAUUUGGUAUCAUGGGGCUCAGAUAUGGGUCAGGAAAUUUAUCAUUUGGAGCCACAGUUAGGCCUUUUUCUGUAAAAGAUGAGUUGCCAAAGACUGCUUGGCUUGUAAGCAAGAUGGGAAGGCUGACUGCUGGAGUACAGUAUGAGCCACAAGGUGGAAACAAAGAUAUCGCUAACUUUAAGAAUUUGAUGAACUGGAGUGCUGCAAUUGGCUAUGGAGUAGGAUCUGGAAGCCCCUUGAGCCCUUCUUUUAAUUUUUGCCUAGAACUUGCAAAAAGUUCUCAGUUCAUUGCCUCAUUUUACCAACACGUGGUGGUUCAGAGACGGGUCAAGAAUCCGUUUGAGGAAAAUGAUAUCGUUGGAAUCACAAAUUAUAUUGACUUCGGUUUUGAGCUACAGACAAGGGUCAACGAUGUUGGAGCACCGAACAAUAUCCCGGAUUCUUCCUUUCAAGUAGCUGCAUCCUGGCAGGCCAAUAAAAAUUUCUUAUUAAAGGGGAAAGUGGGACCUCUAAGCUCAACGUUGACAUUGGCAUUCAAGUCAUGGUGGAAACCCUCAUUUACUUUUAAUGCAUCAGCUACAAGAGAUCGCGUUAUUGGAAAGACAUCAUUUGGAUUUGGCAUCCAAGUUGAGAAUCUUAGAGAAGCCAGUUAUCAAAGAGCUGAUCCGAAUUUCGUGAUGCUGACACCAAGCAAGGAGCACUUGGCAGAAGGCAUCCUUUGGAAAAUUGGAACAAGACCGAUGCUUGAAUCUGAUGUAAAUGCAGGAAAUUUUGAGGCUUUGCCAAGGGAACUGAGACCACUAGGAAAGAUUUUGUAAUCUUUUGCUUCAAUUGUUGCUUUGGUUUAUUCAAGUAGAUAACAAGAAAAAAAAAAGAAUUACGGGGAAGGAAGGUUUCUUCGGCGAGAUCAAUAUUCCAGUUUCCUGUAACUUAAGAGGACUCUGCUUUGCACAGUUUUGAUCGAUCAUGCAGAUAUGUCACCACAGGCGUUUCUAUAGCACAGGGGAUUUGAUUUCCUGACCAACUGUUUUUAUUUGUUGAUCUUUGAGCAAAGCUUUGCUGUAGACAUGGUGGAUCAGAAAUAGAGUGCAAUAGGCUACACAAAGUGUAAAAUAUUGCAGGAACUGGUCUAGCAUGUUCUUUGGCAAAUGACUAGUUCUACAUGGUAUGUAAUUAAAUGAAUAAUUGAAUAAACAUUUUGACUGGCUGUUCUCCUCA